Plasmodium relictum is the source of this 2577-nucleotide messenger RNA. Its product is annotated as conserved Plasmodium protein, unknown function. The record is from RefSeq and is a predicted model, not a curated record. The coding region runs from base 1 to 2577 and encodes 858 amino acids. The transcript has a single exon. NCBI's taxonomy places the organism in Eukaryota, Apicomplexa, Aconoidasida, Haemosporida, Plasmodiidae.
AUGAAAGAAAAAAAUAUCAAUAAUAUCAAAGAAAAAAGAAUAAAAAAACAGGCGCAAAAAAAGACUAAAAUAAAUAAUACAAAGGAAAAAAUAAAUAUAGCAUUAUCAUCCACUAAAUUAAAAAAUAUUGAAAUGGAUUUAGAAAAUAAAAUAAUAGAUGAAGACUUAUUAACACCUAGGGCUUUUGAUAGAACAAAAAAGAGUAUGGGUAUUCGUAAUUUAAUGAUGAGCAUAAAUGAAAAUAAUAAUAAACCAAAAAAUGAAAAUAAUGAAAGAGACGAUGAUAUUAUUUUGGAUUCUAAAUCAAAUGGAAGUAUAAAAGAAGUAAAUAAUUUAAAUAAUGAUAAAAUAAAUUGUAAUUAUAAAAAUAUUGAUAAUAAAAAUAAUGAAGAAAUAAAAGAUAACUGCGUUAAUAAUGAAUAUAUAAGUUAUGAAGAAUCUAAUUAUAAUAAUGUAAUAAAGCAAAAUGAUUCUUCAUUUGUGAAUAGUGGGUGGCAAACUCCAAAAAAAAGUAAUGUAGGAUUAUAUUAUACAGGGAUAGAUAAUCCAUCUACCCUAAAAAAAUAUAAAACUCCAUGUGAAAUGGAUAUGAUUCAACCUGAUGAAAGUUUGAUUGGUAAUAAAUGUAUAACUAUUAAUAAUUAUGUUAAUCCUCCAAAAUAUAUAAACAAUGUAAUAACUCCAAGUAAAUUCCCAUUAUCGGGAGAAAAUAAUAUUUUUGUAUCAUAUGAAGAUUUUAAAUCUCUUUUUAAGCAUAAAGCUUGUUUGACUAGUGAGCAUGAAUUUAACAAUAAUAAUUCAUCAAUUCAAAAUGAAAAUUAUGAAGGAAAGUAUUUAGAAGGGAUAACUCUGAAUUAUGAAAAUCAUGCAUGGCCUAACAAAAAGGAAGAAUUCAAUUCUAUAAAAAAAAAUAAGAAAAUUUAUAAUGGUAAUAUUAAUUCUCCAAAAAGUAAAAAAAUUAAAAAAGAAAUGACUAAAUUGAGCACGAAAAGACUUUUAUAUGAAUUAGAUGGGGCUCAAAAAAAUAAAGAUAACAAAAAUCAGAAUAAUAUUAAAAUCGUUAAAAAAAUGAAAACUGAUAAUAACCAAGAAAAAGAAGAUGAUAUAAUUUAUAAUUUUAUUGAUUAUGAAAUUAAACCCGUAAUUAAGAGUGAAAAAAAUAAGGAAGAAAAAGAAUUUAAAUCAAUGGAAAUGAUGGCUAAAGAGAAGCAAAAUCCAUUAACUCCUAUAUAUGAACCUUAUUCUAAAGAUUUAGAUGAAUUAUUUAAAGAUAAAACCUUUCUGACACCUAUUAAUUUAUUGAUAAUUUAUCAAUAUCUAUUAGUUGUUAUAGCAAGACGUAAUCAAAAAAAUCAACCUGUUUUUUAUCAAUUAAUUAAAAAAGAAAUGUCUAAUUUAACUCCCUAUAGCUCUUUCAAUGAAGAAUCGUUAAAACAGUUAGCUUGGAUUGCUCCCAAUUUAAUUCAAUUAAAUAAAGUAGUUGUUACAAAAGAAAUUCUUGAAGCUAAUCAUCAAUCUUAUCCUGACUAUUUAACUGGAAAAAAAAUAGAAGAUAUACAAAUAAGGGAGCAUACUGAAAAUUGUGAAAAUAUAUAUAAGUAUACUGCAAAUGAUAAGAAUGAAAUGCUUAAAAGAAUUAUUAUAAAUUGGGCAAAUAUAAAGCAUAAUGAAUUAUUAAAAAAAUUAAAUCCAAAUUUUUAUUUUCCAGAAUAUUUUGAACUAAAAAAAUGGCAUUCCAAAUUUGAUUUUAAGGAAAUUAUAUUCCCGAAAGUUACAUUAGAAGAAAACAAAAUGCUUGCUCAAUUAUCACAUACUCCUCAAGAAAGUAAUGCAGAUGAUUUUAUAGUCAUUCAAGAUAGCCCUAUAAAAUGUGCUACAAAUGAUUUAAAAAAAAAUGGAACAUUUAUUGAAGAAAUAGAAAAAGAAAGGACUAGAACACCUUUGGGAAAAAAUAGAAAAAAAACUAAUUUUAUAGGGUCCUUUGCAAGUGUGUAUAAUCAAGAUGCUCCAAAAAAAAAAGAAACAAAAAAUAUGAAGCAAAUUAGAGAAGAAGCUAAUAAAAAAAAAAUUAUUAAAGAAAUUAAAACAGAACUUGAUAAAGAAUAUGAAAUAUUAUUAGAGGAAAAAAAAAAAUUGGAAAAUGCAAAAUGGAUUGCUGAAAUAAUUCAUGAUAUGUUUAUUGUUGAAGGAACUCAAACAGUAUUAGAAUUAAACACUUUAUCAAAAAAAAUAGCAGAUAAGUAUAAAAGUAAUAAAAGUUUUCAGAUGGAUGAAAUAAAAAUUAGUGAAUUAAUAGAAUUGUUACCAAAAUACGUAACUAGUAUUAAUAUAAAACCAAGUUUGAUGAAUAAGGAUAAAAAGAAUGUAUCAGUUAAAUCAAGGAAAAGUCUUUGUAACUUCUUAGAGCCUAUUUCCAAAAAAAUUAGUGAAAUUUCGAAAAAGUAUGAAGAAUUAAAAAAUAAUAAAGAAAAUAGAUUAAAUGAAUUAUGGAUAAAACAUAAUGUAAAAUAUGAACUUACUGAAAAUAUUAAAAACUAUGUUUUAAACCCAGGAUCCAUUACUGUUUCUGAUUUAUAA